Caenorhabditis remanei is the source of this 984-nucleotide messenger RNA. RefSeq lists its product as uncharacterized. The coding region runs from base 1 to 984 and encodes 327 amino acids. The record is from RefSeq and is a predicted model, not a curated record. Lineage: Eukaryota; Metazoa; Nematoda; Chromadorea; Rhabditida; Rhabditidae. The transcript has 4 exons.
AUGCCGUCUCUAUUGGAUAUGCCAGAUAUGGCUAUGGAUGGUAUAUUGGAAAAUUCUGACUUCAUUGCAGUUCAAAUCCUUCGAAAAGUGUGUCAUGGGUUGCGUAACUACAUUGAUGACAAGAUUCCUGAUUCUAAAUUGACAAGAAUUUCAAUUUCUAGAACUAAAUAUCUAGUUUCCAUUGAAUAUGUUCACGCGGAUUAUCAGAAAGUAUCCCUAUCAUAUCACGAUCACAACGAUUCUUCUUGUGUUUCUAACGGACUCAAAGACAAAGUGAUCAAUCAGAAACCGUACAUUGAGACAUUCUCCAACGACUUUCAACUAAUUCUCCGCCACCAGAAAUCGAUUUUAAUAGAAUUUACAGUGGACAUGAGACUUGCCACGGAUAACAAGUUCAUUGAUAUAUUGAAGAACAUUCUGGAUUCUAGAACCCAUUGUCUACAAGUCAACAGCUUCGAGACCUACGUGUCGGACACCUCAGACGUCCUCCGAAUUCUACCGUAUCUCGACGCGAAAACUCUAAAAUCCAUCGGGAUCUACGUGAGGGAUUCUGGACGGUUUGAACAUGAAAGUCUUCUGAAUUUCAAUGAAAUCGUGGAGUUGGAGCAGUGGAAAAUGGCGAAAGAGGUUUAUGUCUCGAGGCGGGUUGCUCGGAUCCCGUUGUGUCAUUUCUCGCAUUUUUUGGUUGGAUUUGUGAUGUUGAAAUCGGUGACAAAGGAAGGGAUGAGCGGGUUGAAAGAGAAAUUCCAACAAUCACCGGAAUUCCGAAACUUUUGUAUCGACUACUCCGAAUUCCAGGACAUGGACAAUUUCUUGACUUCCCUCGGACCUGCUCAUGAGUUUUUAAAAGAAAGAAAAUGGUUCUUCCGGACUCCAAAUGAUGAUAAAUGCUUAUCGAUUUUCUAUGAUAUACCUAAUCAUCAAUUCACAUUUGCUCAAAUUGAAAAAGAGUUUGUUCCUGGAGAUGCAGUGAUUCAGGAUUGA